UUUCUCUCUAGGGGGCUCCGCCCCGCUCGGAUCGAUGGCGUGCAUCCCGACGGGCAUCCGGCUGCCGGACCUGGACAUGGUCAAGGCGGCGGCGGCGGCGGCCGGAGCGGGGGUGGGGCCGCCGGGCGCGGGGCCGCUGCGGCCGGCGCACUCCUCGGCCUCCUCCGCGCUCUCCGACGCCUCCAACUCCUCCUCGGCCUCCUCGCUCUCGCUCAAGCGGGCGCGCACGCCGCGGAAGCGCCCCAACCAGACCUACAACGAGGCGGCCGCGCUGCUCGCCUCCAUGUACCCCUCCGUCUUCCCCGCCGCGCCGCCCUCGCCGCGCCUCCUCGGCCUCGCCUCCGCGCUCGCCGACGACCCCUCCCGCGCCGACUUGCUCCCGCCCUUCCCCGUCCUCGGCAACGCCGCCGCGCCGCCACCGAUGACGCCGCGGAGCCCCGUCCUCGCCAGGGCCUGCCCGUCCCCGGCGGCCGUCAGCAGCGCCUUCACCGAGUUACGCGACUCGGCGCCGUCCCCCGGGACGCCCGACGGCGCCGGCGCCGACGGGCCUGGGGAGCUCGACUUUGAGGAUGAUGACGACAGCUUCGACGCAGACUCCUUCCUCCUCGGCGGCGUCGACGAGGGCGCCGCUGCCCAGGGGAUCGAGGGCAUCAUGGGAAAACUCAGUAUGGAAAGCGGCAGCGAUGCCUCUUCCAUUAACCGCGUGCUCUCCAGCUCCGGCAUAGACCCCUACAUCAGAAACCUCAUGGUGCUCGGACUCGGCUUCCGGCGCUCCCGGUCCAACAUCAAGCAGGCGCUCAAGCGGCACGACGAUGACAGCGAAUGGUGGAUGUGCCCUGCCAUUCCAUUGAAGGACAUUAUGCCGGUGCCUCCCCCAUCGAUGGAACCACCGCCACCGGUGGAGAAGAAGAAGAAGAAGACUAAGAAGAAGGCGCUGAAGGACAUCGCCUCUGGGCCAUGCAUUACAUGUGUUAAGGAGGAAAUUCCUGACCCUGCUUAUGGGGAUGAUGGAAUUUUUGGACUGAAGGCGCCUAAGACAGGAUUGGGCCUGAGCCUCAACACCGAGGAGGUGCUGAAGGCGUGGUAUGACAGAGGCUCCGUGUUCUCUGACGGCAACAUACCUGAUGCGUCAUCCACAGAUGGGCUGGCUAAACUUUCAGAUAUUGAACUGUUUCUAGAGAAUGGUGCUGCUGGUGCUAUCAGGGAAGGCAGCGUACAGAAAUUGAAGCAUAAGCAGAAGCAGUGCACUCCCCUCCUCUCAAAUAAGACUCGGUACCAAGCACGGAAGGUGCACGCCGAGUCUCGCCCUCGGGUCAAGGGGAGGUUUGUCAGCCAGGCGGCUCUUCUGCAGAAAGCCGCGGAGAAAGAGACCUAGGGGAGGACGUUCUUGCUCCCAUGAACAUUUUGUCUUGGGAUUUCAUUUCAUUCCCCCUAGAAGUGAAGCAGAUGAGGGCUUCUUUUCUUUUCUGCACUUAUGUGAUCAUGUAGAGAGGGUAGAGAUUGCCUGUAGAGUGGCUUCUUUGUCAGGGGAUAGCUGCUGGUUAGUUUCCCAGCUCAGAUGCUGCCGGGGCAAAGAAGGCCGUAAGCCAAAAACAUCGUAACAAUGGUACAGUGCUGUGGCAAUGACCAAAGUGCUUCUGUUACUUUGCUUCCGUCUUAUGCUCUGAACCCUCUGAAGGAAUUGCACCGGGUGCAGGGUGCUCCCAAAUGUUCUGGCACAGCUCUAAAUUUUUGUACAAAAGUGAAUCUGCAAAAUUUGUUGGGACAUUAGGGGAGCAUUUGAUUCGCAAGAUUCCUAAAGCA
Messenger RNA from Triticum dicoccoides, 1803 nucleotides. RefSeq names its product protein CHLOROPLAST IMPORT APPARATUS 2-like. The record is from RefSeq and is a predicted model, not a curated record. Gene Ontology annotation, biological process: regulation of DNA-templated transcription. The transcript is spliced from 3 exons. NCBI's taxonomy places the organism in Eukaryota, Viridiplantae, Streptophyta, Magnoliopsida, Poales, Poaceae. Gene Ontology annotation, molecular function: protein binding. Bases 35 to 1375 code for a protein of 446 amino acids. Gene Ontology annotation, cellular component: nucleus.